Cladophialophora psammophila CBS 110553 is the source of this 1446-nucleotide messenger RNA. Its product is annotated as mannan polymerase II complex MNN10 subunit. Gene Ontology annotation, molecular function: glycosyltransferase activity. The record is from RefSeq and is a predicted model, not a curated record. Bases 1 to 1446 code for a protein of 481 amino acids. Gene Ontology annotation, biological process: protein N-linked glycosylation. The transcript is spliced from 3 exons. Lineage: Eukaryota; Fungi; Ascomycota; Eurotiomycetes; Chaetothyriales; Herpotrichiellaceae. Gene Ontology annotation, cellular component: Golgi membrane.
AUGUCCCAUUCCAGAGCGGUUUCACCACUACCCAACAGAGGAUGGAACGCACCGGGUCUGAUUGAGCGCGGUUUAACACCCAAUGGCUUGUACGCUGGAGCCAACAAUUACAGCAACAAUGACGAUCAGUGGGCUGCGGCAAAGGCAAGAAGUGCUCAAGUGAAAGGAUAUCCCAGCGUCCAGACCAGAAAUGAGGGCUUCUUUCAGCGGUCCAAGCGGAAAAUAUCCUCCACGCUGCCCGUCUUCAGUCCCUACACUCCUUUGUCCGCCAACUGGAAAGAUCCAGAGAAACUUGGCCGCAGCCGGUGGUAUCCAAGAGGAGGAGGCAGUCUGGCGAGAAUAAAGACUUUUGCUGGCAAUGUCUUGAGGAGGUUCAAAUUUCUGUUCAUAAUAUUGUCCAUUGUCACACUGACGACGGUUGUAUUGUCUCAGACAAACGUGUUGUCCAAAUACCGUGGCAAUUCCCACUUAGGCGGCGGAAGUAAAUUCGUCAUCAUCCUCGGAGCCAAUGAGGGCGGCGGCGUUAUGGAAUGGAAAGGUCCCAGAGAAUGGGCCAUUGAGCGUGACAGCGUGAGAAACAAAAAGAGAUAUGCCGAAAGAUGGGGAUACAUAUUAGAUAUUGCAGAUAUGAGCACCAAGAAGAGGUACGCUCAUGAAUGGCGGGAGAGCUGGGAAAAGGUUGACCUGAUCCGAAAUGCCAUGGCCAGGUACCCAAAAGCCGAAUGGUUCUGGUGGCUCGACUUGAACACCUUCAUCAUGGAACCAUCAAAGUCACUGCAGUCCCACAUCUUCAACAACCUCGACAGAAAUGUGUACCGCGACAUCAAUGUCUACAACCCUCUCGACAUCGUUCAUCCUCCCGUCACCGAAUUUCUUGAUCCGGUUGCCCGGUCACCCACCGGCGACAAUCUAACAUCCUCCAUCGACAUCAUCAUUCCUCAGGACUGUGACGGUUUCAACUUGGGGUCUUUCUUCGUGCGACGAUCUCCAUUCACAGACCGGUUACUUGACUUGUGGUGGGACCCUGUUCUCUACGAGCAAAAGCAUAUGGAGUGGGAACACAAGGAGCAAGAUGCACUAGAGCAUCUAUACGCGUCACAGCCAUACCUCCGGACACAUUUCGCAUUUAUCCCCCAACGGAAAGUCAAUUCAUUUCCUCCUGGCGCAUGUGCCCUCCAUCCAGAGCAGGAUCAGGUUGUCCAGGACGGAAAACCCCUUUUGGACCCUAGGUUCCACUACAACGAGCAAGAGCGCGACUUCAUGGUCAACAUGGCCGGAUGUGAGUGGGGUCGAGACUGCUGGGCUGAAAUGUACAUGUACCGCGAACUCAGCAACAGACUCAAUCGGUCGUGGUGGGAAAGGUUCAAAGAUCUGACAAGCGAUAAGUGGGCCAACCUAAAGAAAACGUUGUUGCAAGAAAAGACGGCGGCGUCACAAACAGGUUGA